AUGACCGUUCUUCUAGUUUUUGGUCUAUUUAUAGUUAUAGCUACGGCACAUAACAUAACAUUUUUAGAAGUACCACAAUAUGGAGAUCCUCGGUGGAGUGCUGACCUCGUAUGUCACUACGUCAGUGAAAAAGGAGAUCCGCCGUUGCACUCAGUCAAAUGGUAUCGAGACAACAAUGAAAUUUUUCGAUUCACACCAGAACAGCAACCAACAACUAGAACUUUCAACACUACUGCUGGAGGUGUCUCCAGAGGCGUUUGCAAUAUGCACAGCUGUUCGAUUAGUGUUAUUUUACCUAAGAGAUAUGAUACUAAGAUAUCUUUUACUUGCGAAGUAUCUACUGAAGGACCGAGGUUUGCUGUGGUUAACCAAACGAAAUAUUUAACUGUGGCUGUGACCUUGAAGGAAGAUCCUAUUAUAACAGGAGCAUCAGGAAGUGUUCAGUUGGGAGAAGAUGUACUUCUCAAUUGUUCAACUUCACCUGCUAUGCCACCGGCAAAUAUAGUGUGGUAUAUUGAUGGAAAACCAGAAAAGACAGAAACGUGGAUGGUCGACAACACUGAAAUUUCAUCUCCCGAUGAGUAUGGGCUUCGUUCAAGUUGGAGACCUAUGAGACUUCGAGUAAACACACCUAAAAGCGUUAUAGACUUAAGAUGUGAAGCAACCCAGCCUGUUAGGCCUGCUUUUACUAGAUCUACAAAUACCAGUUUGAUAGUUGCACGCUCGCCCCAUUUAUCAAUGUUCACGGCUUCAGGUUCAAGUUCAUCAAGGGCGAAAUUGGCAGUUCUUAUGAUAACAUUGAGUACUACAGUACACAUAUUUUCUAAAUACAGUGCCUUGAGAAGAGUCUAA
Messenger RNA from Parnassius mnemosyne (clouded apollo), 852 nucleotides. The record is from the annotation of a GenBank genome assembly. Lineage: Eukaryota; Metazoa; Arthropoda; Insecta; Lepidoptera; Papilionidae.